Messenger RNA from Hypomesus transpacificus, 1235 nucleotides. RefSeq names its product transforming protein RhoA-like. The record is from RefSeq and is a predicted model, not a curated record. The transcript has 5 exons. NCBI's taxonomy places the organism in Eukaryota, Metazoa, Chordata, Actinopteri, Osmeriformes, Osmeridae. Gene Ontology annotation, biological process: stress fiber assembly; small GTPase-mediated signal transduction; cell migration. Gene Ontology annotation, molecular function: GTPase activity; GTP binding. Gene Ontology annotation, cellular component: cleavage furrow; dendritic spine. The coding region runs from base 169 to 750 and encodes 193 amino acids.
CAUCCACCGCCAGCCGCCUGUCUGCCUGACUGAGACUAGAGCGCCUACAACCUAAACAAGCCAGUAAGCUAGUCCUAGUUCACCAGCCAGCUUACUGUACUGGCAGAGCUGUUGUGUUUAGAAAACAUAUUGUUAGUAACAGCCAGCUAAACUAUCCAUUGCCCGGCAAUGGCUGCAAUUCGAAAAAAGCUGGUCAUAGUGGGAGAUGGAGCUUGUGGAAAGACGUGUCUUCUCAUUGUGUUCAGUAAAGACCAGUUCCCAGAGGUCUAUGUGCCCACCGUCUUUGAGAACUACGUUGCUGACAUAGAAGUUGAUAGCAAACAGGUUGAGUUGGCACUGUGGGAUACAGCAGGCCAGGAGGACUAUGAUAGGCUGCGCCCACUCUCGUACCCCGACACUGAUGUCAUCCUCAUGUGCUUCUCCGUCGACAGCCCUGACAGUUUGGAGAACAUCCCAGAGAAAUGGACUCCAGAGGUCAAACACUUCUGCCCCAACGUUCCUAUAAUCCUAGUUGGCAACAAGAAGGAUCUACGAAAUGACGACCACACCCGUCGGGAACUUGCCAAGAUGAAGCAGGAGCCUGUGAAGCCGGAGGAGGGGCGCGACAUGGCAAACAGAAUCAGUGCCUUCGGAUACAUGGAGUGCUCUGCAAAAACAAAGGAUGGUGUGAGGGAAGUGUUUGAAAUGGCCACCAGGGCAGCACUGCAGGCACGGCGGGGCAAGAGGAACAGUAAAUGCCUUUUACUGUAAAAACAAAAACAAAAACGGAAGUGUGAUACCCGCUUCGACGUGGGAGGCAGGGGGAUUGACAGGAGACGAACGACUAAGUCUACUCCUCACAUCGAGACUGUGCUUAACACCAGUUUUUUUUGCUAAAGGUGUAAUGCUUUUUAAUUUCUGUCUUAAACAAGGUAGUCAGUUUUGUCAGUAUUCAAUUAUAAAGGUUAUGGAUUUUUUUAAUGUACUUUUAACAUGAGUAAAUUUGCCAUAUCAACUCCUCCCAAGUUGUAAGAUAAGUGAUCAGCCAAGGGCCAUAUGUCAUACCUGCCAAUUACAUGAGCCCAUACACUGUGACCUAUAGUUAGUUUAAUUAAAUGGCGGAGCACAUGAAGUCACAAAGAAUGCGCUUCAGGCAUAACACCAUGUAUUCCCAUGCAGAGACUGAAAACUCAAUUUGUUAAAACACAAAAGGAAACUUGGUAACUUUGUGAAAUAAAUAACUUUGUAAGAACUUG